Linum trigynum is the source of this 968-nucleotide messenger RNA. NCBI's taxonomy places the organism in Eukaryota, Viridiplantae, Streptophyta, Magnoliopsida, Malpighiales, Linaceae. The record is from the annotation of a GenBank genome assembly.
AUCACAAACACAAUUGCAUCUCUUAGAUAGUCACAUAAUUCCACCACAAUGCGUUUGGUUAGCUUCUCGUUUUACCUCUCUGGAUCUUCAAUCAAGGACUUGGACAACCCACUCCGAGUCGAAUCCAUCCCCUCCGACUCCACCGUCCUCCGCCUCAAACAGAUCAUCCACAACGCCACCGUCAACCUCGACGCAGCACGGCUGAGCAUCUUCUACUCCGGCAAGCUGAUGGAAGAUCAUCACACCGUUGGCCACUACAUCCCUACAACUAGUAGUAAUAGUACUGCCAAUGAGACCGCCACCCACGUCGCAGCUCAGCUGGUGGUUGCUCCAGAGCACACCAAGGUGGCGGUGGUCGUGAUCCCGUCGGAGGCUCAUCGAGGAGGCGGAGUGAGGGUGAGGUCGGACAGCAGCGUGAGAGAGUUGAAGGACAAGAUUAGCAGGAAGAUGGGGUUCUUUGAUGUUGCUAUUACGACUUGUAGCAAUGGUGCCAAAGUUGAAGACGACUCUGCUCCCAUCUCAAGGUUCGGUAUUGGGGAAGGGUCUCGGAUUCGCGUGAGUGAGGCUCUGAAUGUUAGUCCUCGUUGAUGGAGGAUUUAUGGCUUAAUUAUAUGUGGAGGUUUAUGGGUUAAUAACCUUCGGGUAACUUAGCUUAUUAGUACUUGUUUAAUGGUGAGUCUAUUUUGUAGCGAGUUGGGGAUAACUACUACCUCGAAAUCAUGUGUUGUGGUCCAAUGAGGUAGGCAGCUAGUGUUUGACCCAUAUAUAAUGCGAAUGGUAAGGGUAUCUCAGAUCUGUUCACAAAUUUGGCGGUGUUGUGUCUUAUUAUUAAUAACUAUUUCCACUAUCUUGUUGGCUAAUUUGUAUUAUGCGAGUUUCAAUUUCCUUAUUUAAAUAACACAAACAACACCUGUGCAGAGUACGAGGUUUCAACCUAGAAGUUCUGACAAUACAGAUUCUAUAACAUA